GAAACUAUUCUUCCUAACUCAGGUUUACAAAAUGGCGACCUCCUUCAAGAAAACGAGUAUCCAGCAAGCACGAAUAUCGAAAGAAAAAACAACCCCAGAUGGACUGUACUGGAAAAAUUUGCAGACUCCUGUGAUCAUUAAAGAAUAUGGUGCCAUUACAGACGUCAACUUUUGCCCAACCAGCCCAUACAACUUUGCAGUUACAAACUCCAUGCGGGUCCAGCUGUACCGCGCGGACGACCACCAGCCUGUGGGCACCGUCAGCCGGUUCAAGGACGUGGUCUACAGCGGUAGCUUCCGCCGUGAUGGCGGCUUGUUGGUGGCGGGCACUGAGGACAAGCUCAUCAAAUUGUUCAACCCAGCUUCCAGAUCCCUGCUCAGGACCUUCAAGGGGCAUACAGGUCCUGUUCACGUCACCAAGUUCCUAGAUGACCAGUUUCGCAUCUUCUCCGGCGCGAAUGAUAAAACUGUUCGUGUCUGGGACAUCCCCACAGAGAAGGAGAUCCACAUUUACCAAGACCAUCAGGUGGCAACAGCGUGAAGGUUUGGGACGCGCUAGCGGGCGGAAAACUCUUGGCCACUCUGACCAACCACCACAAGACGGUCACCUCCCUUUGCUUCUGCAGCAACUACGAGCGGUUUAUGUCGGCUUCGCUUGACAAGCAUGUGAAGGUUUACGACGUGGCGACCUACCAGGUGGUGCACACUCUGACCUACUCUGCGCCCAUACUCAGUCAUGCCGUCUCGCCCGACGACCAGGUACUGGUGGUGGGUAUGGCGGACAAGAUGCUGUCCAUCCAGCACAGGAAGGAAGAGAAAGAGAGCGACGAACACAAGGUCCGACAAACACGCAAAAGUGGGCGCACCAGGGGUCACGCACACACCAUGAGGACGUUCGUGCCCAGCAAAACAGACAGUAUUGUGACAAUGAAGAGAAAAGAGCUCCUUGCACCAUAUGACAAACACCUGAAAACUUUCAACCACCACAAGGCUCUUGAUGCGGCUCUUUCGCUGAGAAUCCGCAAGACCACUCCAGAAGUGACAGUGAGCGUCCUUCAGGAGCUGAUCCGACGUGGCCACAUCCGGCCGGCACUCUCAGGUCGUGAUGACUCCUCGCUGUGCAUGCUGCUGCAGUUUAUCCAGAAAAACCUCAGCAAUCCUCAGUUCAUGGGUACACUUCUUGACAUCUUCAACAUGAUUUUAGACAUUUAUGGCAUGUCAGAACUGGUGAACAGUGGCCCCAUACAGUCUUUGAUACUGCGAAUCAAAGAACUGAUUAAUACAGAAGUCCAUCUGAUGAAAAGUGUCCAGGAGAUCAUGGGCUCCCUGAAUCUCCUAUUCAAUGCAGCAGAGAACAAUGCUGUUCCCACAAGAAGCUCAUCAGUGGAAAAAGUUGAAGACAUGGAGAUAGACACAAACCUCACCAAUGGCAGAUCCACCGUGGGCUCAAAGUCCAAGGCCAAGAAGGAAGGCUCUGACACUGAGAGAAAAAGUACAUUGAUGUCUAUAGGAUCGUUAGCAUCAUCAAAUAAUGGUGUUAAUGUUUAGUUGCAAUCUCACCAUUAUUCUGUUUUGUUAUGAAAGGCAUUUAUGAAAUUUAAGUAUGUUUGAAUGUUUGUGUAACUGAAAUUGAAUUGAGAAAUGCUGCUCUGGUUGUGUGUGUAAAAGGGUGUGGACUGCCUGAGAAAGAAGCUGAAUGUUUGGGCUGUUGAAUAAAUUCUUUGUUGAUUUGACAA
Messenger RNA from Aplysia californica (California sea hare), 1736 nucleotides. Its product is annotated as U3 small nucleolar RNA-associated protein 15 homolog. Gene Ontology annotation, biological process: rRNA processing; positive regulation of transcription by RNA polymerase I. Gene Ontology annotation, cellular component: nucleolus. The record is from RefSeq and is a predicted model, not a curated record. Lineage: Eukaryota; Metazoa; Mollusca; Gastropoda; Aplysiida; Aplysiidae. Gene Ontology annotation, molecular function: protein binding.